AUGCAGUUUCCAGCGGUCCUGACGCGUGCAACUCCGCGCUGCGGGGAGUCGGCGAGACCUCGAGGCGGGGCACACAGGCCACCGCCCCUGAAUUUCAGUCGCCAGACCUGCGGCAGCUUCGUACCCACAGCCUCCAUCUCUUCCCCUCCUCCUCAAGCUAUUCGCCUAGCUUCCGAGUGCCGGGCGGUGGUGGAGACGAAGAUAAACACGACGUUCAGUCAGUACACUGUAAAGGGUGCCACUACGUCUUACCCCACCCCUGGCAGCGGUUCCACCUCUGGCACUGACUACUUUAUUCAGUGGCGACAGAUGAUGGAGUCUGAGCUGAGGCAGGUUGUCCAGAGCCUCCUGAGACCUGCCGACACUUGUGUUCACGCGGUGCAGGGACGACUGCUGGGGCUUGCUGACCUCGCUGAGAGGCUGUGUGCUAUCGUGAAGCACGAAGCAAGAGAGGAAUAUGCACUAUUUAUCUUCUCACUGGAUGAGCUGGAGUCACCUUCAUGCUGUGUUCUCCAGGGAAUAUUCCCCAUCAGAGAUCACUUCUCUGCUCACACACAAGCUAUCAGAGGUGGGCGGAGUGAGGUGUUGGUUGCCACGGGCGACGGCUCGACUAUGCUAAUAAACAUCCCAGGAGACCAGUUUCCACAGGUCUUCAUAUCUCAACUGAACAGAGCUACGCAGCUAUUCUCUAAUUCAGGAAGGAGAGAGUUGCCCACUGCCUUCGACUGGCUGGCAGGCUACGAGGGUUGUCACACUGGCUGGGACCGAUUCUCCAAGCCACGCCCCCCACAUUCCACCAACCCCUUUGCCCCGCCCACCACCUCAGGAUCAGGUUCUCUGGAGAGCGCGUUCCCUGAGAACUGGCCGUGGAGUCACAUCAUCACCCCCAAUUCUGACGGCAGUACUGACGUUGCUAACUGUGAACAAGAUCUUUCCGAAUUUGAUCCUCUCCACGUCUCCAGUAACGGCAGUGUUCCUGUUCCCACGGAAACCUUUACGCUACACGAACCCUCUCCGACCCCGUCAACCAAUAGUAACCCCUUUGCCCCUGACUCAACGAACCCGUUCUCCACCUCUCCCUCUCCGCCUCCUCCCUCAUCCACCUCCUAUUUGGUGCCCACCUCUGCCGCCAGUGGUGGAAUGAGAUCGUGUACAUCUGAGUCAAACCUCCGUAGACUGCAGACUGAGGUCUCUCACCAGUCAUCCAGAUUGAGGGCUGACCCUCUAAUCUCCAGGUCCAGUGACAAUCUGGUGUCCAUUGACGAGACUGAGAGACACUGUGUGGCGGGAGGACUCGGGCAGGGUCUCGCGGAUCAGACGAAGCUGGGGGUCUUCACCAGCUCCACCUCCUCUCUCUCCAGUGGAGGCUGGGAGAAUGGGGAGAACGGGGAGGAAGGGAGGGAGGAGGAAUUCAGUGCUUCGGUUCAGAUAACUGAUUCUCGGACAAAGAAAAAGGGGUGGGGUCUGAGAGGAAGAGAAGGCCGGAGGACGACCGCCUCAGCAGGACAGCGGUACUCUAAGUUUGAGGUCAUCUCACCGGCAGAGGUCACCGGACGACACAGACUGAAUCAGUCCCCCGACCUUCGCGACCUCCGGAAGCCUCGAGAGGCAGUCAGGCUGCGGUUCAAGAAGGCAACUGGGUCUGAGACUAAACCUAGCAAGGCCAACAUGGAGCAGCCGGAGCUGUCCUCCCACCUCCCCCUCCCCUCCCUCAGACAGAGACCACGGGCAGAGACACGGGCUCGCUCCUCCUCCCACUGGGUCAGUCGCUACAGACCUGGAGUCCCAGUCCCUCGAGCCAACGUGAGGGAGAGCAUUGUGCAGGCCGAGCUGAGACAGAAAGAGAAGGAAUUCUGCAAUCAGAAGACCCUGAGGGUGUUCUGUGGGACUUGGAACGUGAAUGGAAAGCUGCCGCCGUCGUCCCUAGAUCAGUUCCUGAGAGAGUUCGAAGGUCAAGGUGACAGUGGCUCCAGUGUUGUUCCUGACGUCUAUGUCAUUGGAUUCCAGGAACUAGAUCUCAGUGCUCAGGCUCUGGUGGGGGCGGAAUCAAGUCGAGAGGAACCAUGGACAGUCGCCGUGGAAACGACCCUGGCGAGGGUGGGGUCAUACCACAAGUUGCUAGGGCAACGGUUGGUGGGGAUACUCCUACUCAUUUACAUCAAGCCACACCUCCUUCCCCACGUGACUGACCAGGACUCUGACUACGUUACCACAGGCAUCGGUGGUCUCAUGGGAAACAAGGGAGGGGUGGGCAUGAGGUUCAACUUGUUUCACUCUUCGUUUUGUUUCAUCAAUUGUCACUUUGCGGCCUCUGUGGAGGAGGUGGAGAAGAGAAACAACGACUACCUCACCAUCAGGAAUAAGAUGUUGUUCUCACGCGUUCCCGACUACAAGUACACCAUCAUGGAGCAUGACAUGGUGUUCUGGUUGGGAGACAUGAACUACAGAAUACAGACCAGUCCGGAGAUGACGGUGGAGGUGAUAAAGGCCAACGCAGACAACUUCCAGACGUCGUCUCUGCUGAAAGAGGACCAGCUGGUCCAGGAGAUGACCAAGGGGAACGUCUUCACUGACUUUGCGGAGGGAGCCAUCGACUUCAAACCAACCUACAAAUAUGACCCCAACACUGACAACUGGGACUCCAGGUAUAAAUAUAGUAAUGAGAGAGGAAUGCGCACAAAGAUAAUCCGUGCCAGCACUUAUGCGCUUACAUUACUAAUGUUGUUCCCCCCUCCCCCCACACACACACACACACAUAGUGAAAAGCACAGACCUCCAGCCUGGUGUGACAGAGUCCUCUACCACGGAAUGGGGGCGGAGCUUCGCGGCUAUCGCAGUCACCCAAAGAUGAAGACCAGCGAUCAUAAACCAGUCAGCGCCGUCUUUGAUUCCACUGUGAGGGUGGUGGAUCCAGUGAAAGAGAAGGACACUCUGGAGGAGAUUACAAGGAAGCUGGAUAAACUGGAGAACGAUACUCUCCCACAGGUCGACCUCUCCACCACCGAGUUUGUCUUCAAAGACAUCAAAUUCCAGGUACCUCAGACCAGGAAAUUGUACGUCACCAACACCGGCAGCAGACCUGUUCUCGUAUCAUUCAUCCCCAAACUGGACGAAGAGGCCUACUGCAAACCUUGGAUUGAGGCCAAGCCUUCAUCCGCUGUGGUCCAGCCACUGGAAGACGUGGUGAUGGUACUGACUGUGUUUGUGGACUGUGACAAUGCUCCCACGGUAACCUCAGAGCACAAUGCCAUUGACGACAUUCUAGUCCUCCACCUGGAGGGAGGCAAAGACUUCUUCCUCUCCGUGACUGGGAACUAUGUUCCAUCUUGUUUCGGGUCUUCCCUGGAGACUCUGGUCCAUCUGCACACUUACAUCAGAGAGGUUCCGACUGCCGACCUCCUCGACCUUACCCUCUCGUCUUCCUGCUCCCUGCCACGCCCCCCUCCCCCCUCCUUGUCUCCCUCUCUCUCUCGUCGCACCGUCCCACCUCACGAUAUCCCGAAGGAGCUGUACCAGAUGAUCUCAUUCCUUGACACCCACGGACUCUCUACCGAGAACCUAUUCCAGGAAUCAGGUCGACAUGUCGAAGUCCAGGAAAUCAUAGAUGCUCUGGAUGUGGGCGGAGUCAGGGAGUUGCCGGGCUCCGCCCACUCGGUUGCCGGGUGUGUCCUCCUCUUCCUGUCGGCUCUGAGUGAGCCUGUCAUCCUGGUGCCUCUCCAGCAGAGGGCCAUGGACUGCUGCAAUCAACCAAUGCUCUGCAAACAGUUGUUGCUGAGUCUCCCGAGAGUUCACCAGCGAUCGUUCACCUUUCUCAUCUCCUUCAUGAAGAGGUUGCUGGCACACUCGGAGGAGAACGGACUGGACCACAAGCUACUUGCUACUAUAUUUGGAGAUGUUCUCCUGCGAUCCCCGGCCAGUGACCGGAGGAUCAUGAGAAAGAAACAGCUCGGCCCCAUCAGUCGGAAGAAGGCAACUUUUAUUUACCAGUUUUUAGUGGCAGAUUUGACUGCGGACUACCGUUAGCUUAUCUAUAUACAACCCUUCGUUUUUUUUUACCAUUUCUAAUCUAUUACCAUUGGAGGUAUUUAUGUUGGUUGGCUUAUACUGAAAUCAUUGUUUGUUAUUCAUUGGAC
Geodia barretti is the source of this 4133-nucleotide messenger RNA. NCBI's taxonomy places the organism in Eukaryota, Metazoa, Porifera, Demospongiae, Tetractinellida, Geodiidae. The record is from the annotation of a GenBank genome assembly.